AUGUCUUCCCUUAAGCAAUUCAUUCGGAAUGUUCGAUCUGCCAAGACAAUCGCCGAUGAACGUGCUGUCAUUCAAAAAGAAAGCGCCGCCAUUCGCGCAUCGUUUCGAGAAGAGAGUCAUGAUUCCGGCAUCCGGAGGAAUAAUGUCGCCAAGCUCUUGUAUCUGUUCACUCUCGGAGAGCGCACUCACUUCGGCCAAAUCGAAUGCUUGAAACUCCUCGCCUCACACCGAUUCGCUGACAAGCGGUUGGGUUAUCUGGGAACCAUGCUGUUGUUGGAUGAGAACCAGGAAGUUCUGACACUUGUGACCAAUUCUUUGAAAAAUGACCUCAACCACUCCAACCAAUAUAUCGUCGGUCUUGCCCUAUGUGCCCUCGGUAACAUCGCCUCGGUCGAAAUGUCUCGUGAUUUGUUCCCCGAAGUUGAAACCCUUAUGUCGACGGCCAACCCCUACAUUCGGCGGAAGGCAGCGAUUUGUGCCAUGCGGAUAUGUCGCAAGGUUCCAGACCUACACGAACACUUCCUCGAGAAGGCCAAGAACCUCUUGUCAGACCGAAAUCAUGGCGUCCUGCUCUGUGGUUUGACACUGGCGAUUGAUCUAUGCGAGGCAGAAGAAGAGGAGGAAGGGCCUGAGGGGGUGAUCGAAAUGUUCCGGCCGCUGGCUGGAGGACUUGUUCGCGCUUUGAAGGGGCUGACAACCUCCGGGUAUGCUCCCGAGCAUGACGUGUCCGGUAUCACAGACCCUUUCCUACAAGUCAAGAUCCUGCGGUUCCUACGUGUAUUGGGUCGGGGAGAUGUGGCCACCAGCGAACUGAUCAAUGACAUCUUGGCCCAGGUGGCCACGAACACGGAUUCCUCAAAGAAUGUCGGUAACUCUAUCCUAUACGAGGCUGUUCUCACAAUCCUGGAUAUCGAAGCCGACUCGGGGUUGAGGGUGCUGGGUGUCAACAUUCUGGGCAAGUUCCUGGCCAACAAGGACAAUAAUAUCCGUUACGUUGCGCUGAACACGUUGAACAAGGUUGUUGCAAUUGAACCCAACGCGGUGCAAAGACAUCGCAACACAAUCUUGGAGUGCCUGCGGGACCCUGAUAUUAGCAUUCGCCGGCGAGCGCUCGAUCUCAGCUUCAUGCUGAUCAACGAAAGCAAUGUGCGGGUAUUAGUGCGAGAGCUGCUGGCCUUCCUGGAAGUAGCCGACAACGAAUUCAAGUCUCUGAUGACGACACAAAUCGGCAUCGCGGCAGAUCGGUUCGCGCCCAACAAGCGGUGGCACAUGGACACUGUUCUGCGAAUUCUCAAGCUGGCUGGGAACUACGUCAAAGAACAAAUACUCUCCUCAUUCGUCCGUCUCAUUGCGACUACCCCUGACUUGCAGACUUAUGCGGUACAGAAGCUUUACUCCUCAGUGAAGGAGGACAUCUCACAAGAAGGUCUCACACUGGCUGCUACAUGGACCAUCGGUGAAUAUGCCGACAAUCUGCUCCAGGGCGGUCAGUACGAGGAAGAAGAGCUGGUCAAGGAAGUUCGAGAGAGCGACAUCGUCGACCUCUUCACCAACAUACUUAACAGCACCUAUGCCUCCCAGAUUGUUGUUGAAUAUAUUAUCACUGCAUCCAUGAAGCUUACUGUGCGCAUGUCGGAUCCCGCUCAGAUCGAACGUCUACGCCGUCUGCUUUCCAGUCGUACUGCGGAUCUAAGUGUUGAGAUUCAGCAGCGUGCCGUUGAAUAUACCAACCUCUUCGGCUACGACCAGAUUCGACGUGGUGUGCUGGAGCGGAUGCCCCCGCCUGAAAUUCGGGAGGAGCAACGGGUAUUCGGCGCCCCCGCCCCUAAGAAACGCCAAAGCAAGGUUCUCCCCGGCAAGUCGGCGACAAAGACGGCCAAACCAGCUGAGCAUGACCUCCUUCUUGACCUGGUUGGCGGAUCCGACGCCCCUGUCACUAGCCCGACCUCGACUGGAACCGCCGAUCUGCUGGCAGACAUCCUUGGUGGAGACUCGGGUUUAUCUUCUCCGUCGCCUGGGCCUACCAGCCAACAGGCCUCGCACGGCGCGAUUAUGGACCUCUUCGGUUCCAAUGGCCCUUCGCCGUCCCCUCAGCCCACACAACCGACAUCCGCAUCGAUGGAUCUGCUGGCUGGUGGCAUGGGUGCUUCUGCGCCUUCGCCUUCUAUUUCGCCCGCCCCCGUCACCGCCUCUACCCCUGCGCACACCGCGCUCAAUAAGGACGGCCUCGUUCUUACCUUGCAGGUUCAACGCAGUGGAACCAACGCCCAAAUAUUGGCCCGCUUCCGCAACGAGUCCAACUUCGACCGCUUCACCAACGUUGGCUUACAAGCCGCCGUGCCAAAGAGUCAGCGCUUGCAAUUGAGUGCAAUCAGCAAAGCCGAUCUAGAGGCUGGCGAGGAAGGCACACAGUCAAUGCGUGUGACCGCUCUGAAUGCGGGCCUUCCCGCCAAACUUCGCCUCCGUCUCCGUGUCACAUCCGCCCGGGAUGGUGGAAACCCCGUUACGGACCAGGUGGAUUGGUCGGAGCCGUAA
Molecule: messenger RNA, 2535 nt
Organism: Penicillium bovifimosum
Lineage: Eukaryota; Fungi; Ascomycota; Eurotiomycetes; Eurotiales; Aspergillaceae
Product: AP-1 complex subunit gamma
Exons: 5
Coding region: 1-2535 (844 amino acids)
Biological process (GO): receptor-mediated endocytosis; Golgi to vacuole transport; intracellular protein transport
Cellular component (GO): Golgi apparatus; AP-1 adaptor complex; membrane coat
Molecular function (GO): clathrin-cargo adaptor activity
Source: RefSeq, a predicted model, not a curated record